CUGCUCUGCCAGUGUAACAUCUGCAUUUCUGGAGAAUGAAUAUCUAGCUGACAAGAACGCUGUUAUUUUUUUCUCAGCUGGUUCUCAGCACUAUAAGAUAAACUUUGCAGGUCUUUUUCCUCCUGCAAAUUUUCUCCAAUGCUACAGAACUUGAGCAACAUGGUCCAAACAAAUUUGCUCUUUAAAACACAAAGAAAUGUUAUUCGACUGCCAAAACAUCUGUUACCUGAAGGUGGACAAGACAGAAGCCAAAACACGACUCUAUCUUGUUCUGUCUAUCCUCCACAAUGGGACCAGUCUGCACUACCUGACAUUGGGUUCAAGUUGGUACAGCUCAGCUUUGAUUCCCACGAAUAUGGAAAAAUCAAAAGGCUGUUUGAAAAGACGAUGAAAGAUUAUUGCAUCAUUCAACUUCAGAGGAUCCAGAACCCAACACUUUGGGAACUUUUUCAGUGGCAAAAAGAGAAGAUGAAGAAGGUCAAUAAAUCAAAAAGGGUGGAUGAGCGGCUCCUGUUCCAUGGGACAAAUCCAUCCCACGUGUCUGCCAUCUGUGAGCAGAACUUUGACUGGAGGCUCUGUGGGACUCAUGGGACAAUGUAUGGAAAAGGAAGCUACUUUGCCCGAGAUGCCAGCUAUUCUCACGAAUACUGUUCCUCUCGCAGUGGUCGCUACACCAUGUUUGUAGCUCAAGUUCUUGUUGGAGACUUUGUUCAGGGAAACUCUGAAUACUGUCGCCCUCCAGCCCGAGCCGGCAAUUCAAACAGACUUUAUGACAGCUGUGUGGAUGACCCAAUAGACCCUUCCAUCUUUGUCAUCUUUGAGAAGCAACAAAUUUACCCUGCCUAUAUCUUGGAGUACAGCAUUGAGACCCAGUGUGUGGUCCUGUAAUGAAUGGUGGAAUCUCCUUUGAAUUCACAUUGAAUAAAUUACUCUUUAUUAAUUCUUUUUUAA
Manacus vitellinus (golden-collared manakin) is the source of this 951-nucleotide messenger RNA. Its product is annotated as protein mono-ADP-ribosyltransferase PARP12-like. Bases 139 to 888 code for a protein of 249 amino acids. The transcript has 7 exons. Gene Ontology annotation, molecular function: NAD+ poly-ADP-ribosyltransferase activity. The record is from RefSeq and is a predicted model, not a curated record. Lineage: Eukaryota; Metazoa; Chordata; Aves; Passeriformes; Pipridae.